Trichomonas vaginalis G3 is the source of this 1146-nucleotide messenger RNA. Its product is annotated as cyclin-dependent kinase inhibitor 2C-related family. The coding region runs from base 1 to 1146 and encodes 381 amino acids. Gene Ontology annotation, molecular function: protein binding. NCBI's taxonomy places the organism in Eukaryota, Parabasalia, Trichomonadida, Trichomonadidae. The transcript has a single exon. The record is from RefSeq and is a predicted model, not a curated record.
AUGAGUGAAUGUUUGAAAUAUCAAAAACCAGAUAAAGAUCACAUGAGAUAUGCAAUAAUUUCACACAACAUUGAUUUUGUUACAUUCUUGAUGAAUGAAUACAAUAUAGAAAUCGAAUUAAAAUAUUGCGGAAAAUAUAAAAAUCUUGAACCCUUUUUGGUUUGUUUAGAUCAAACAAGUAAAAUUAAUGAAUGUUUUGUUUAUUCAACAAUUUUUGAAAUCCCAUCCUUAUGUGAAAACAUCCUUUCAAUUGGUGCAGAUAUUAAUGGAAAAAUUUUUGACGGGCGUACUGCUCUUUAUUAUGCAGCAAAAAAUAAUUAUAAAGAAACAGCUGAAUUUCUUAUUUCACAUGGUGCAAAUAUCAAUGAAACAAAUCUUGAGGGACAAACCGCUCUUUAUAUUGCAGCAAGGAAAAAUAGUAAAGAAACAGCCGAACUCCUUCUUUCACAUGGUAUAAAUAUCAAUAAACUAAAUUUCAGAGGAGAAUCAGCUCUUCAUAUCGCAGCAUCAUUAAAUAAAAAAGAAAUCGCCGAACUUCUUCUUUCUCACGGUGCAAAUAUUAAUGGAAAAGAUAUUUUCGGACAAACCCCUCUUCAUUUUGCAGCAAUAUAUAAUAGCAAAGAAAUAGCAGAACUUCUUAUUUCACAUGGUGCAGAUAUCAAUGAAAAAAAUAAAAAUGGACAACCUACUUUUCAUAUUGCAGCAAAAUAUAAUAGCAAAGAAACAGCCGAACUUCUUAUUUCACAUGGUAUAAAUAUCAAUGAAAAAGAUAAUGAUGGAGAAACAGCUCUUCAUCUUGCAGCAUAUAAUAAUAAAGAAACAGCCGAAUUUCUUCUUUCACAUGGUAUAAAUAUCAAUGAAAAAAAUGAUGAUAGGAAAACCGCUCUUCACUAUGCAACAGAAAUGAAUCAUAAAGAUUUCAUUGAACUUCUUCUUUCACAUUGUGCAAAUAUCAAUGAAAAAGAGAAGCACGGGAAAACUGCUCUUCAUAUUGCAGCAUUGAAUAAUAGUAAAGAAAUAGUCGAACUUCUUAUUUCACAUGGUAUAAAUAUCAAUGAAAAAGAUAAUGAUGGAGAAACAGCUCUUCAUAUCGCAGCAAAAAUAAUAAUAAAGAAACAGCCGAACUUCUUAUUUCACAUGGUAUAA